AUGGCAAGUCCUGCCCGGCUGCCCUGGAGGGAACUGAAGGAGCAGCUCCAGGCGCUGCAGGACAGCGAGCGCGGGCACACGGAGGCCCUGCACCUGCUCAAACGCCAGCUGGCUGAGACCAAGUCCUCUGCCAAGAGCCUGCGGGUCACCAUUGGGGAGGCCUUUGAGCGGCUGCACCGGCUGUUGCGCGAGCGCCAGAAGGCCAUGCUGGAGGAGCUGGAGGCUGACACAGCACGCACGCUGACUGACAUAGAGCAGAAGAUCCAACGCUACAGCCAGCAGCUGCGCAAGGUGCAGGAGGGCAGCCAGAUCCUGCAGGAGUGGCUGGCCGAGGUGGACAAGCACACCUUCCUGGCGGGCAUCGGCUCACUCUCCGAGAGGCUUAAGGGGAAGAUCCAUGAAACGAACCUCACAUACGAAGACUUUCCUACCUCCAAGUACAUGGGCCCUCUGCAGUACACAAUAUGGAAGUCGCUCUUCCAGGACAUCCACCCAGUGCCAGCCGCACUCACGCUGGAUCCCGGCACGGCUCACCAGCGCCUCAUCCUGUCUGACGACUGCACCAUCGUGGCCUACGGCAACUUGCACCCACAGCCACUGCAGGAUUCACCCAAGCGCUUUGACGUAGAGGUCUCAGUGCUGGGCUCGGAGGCCUUUGGCAGUGGCGUGCACUACUGGGAGGUGAUCGUCUCUGAGAAGACCCAGUGGAUGAUUGGGCUGGCCCACGAGGCCGUCACGCGCAAGGGCAGCAUCCAGAUCCAGCCCAGCCGUGGCUUCUACUGCAUUGUCAUGCAUGAUGGCAACCAGUACAGCGCCUGCACAGAGCCCUGGACUCGGCUCAAUGUCAAGAGCAAGCUGGAGAAGGUGGGCGUCUUCUUGGACUAUGACAAAGGCCUCCUCAUCUUCUACAAUGCCGAUGACAUGUCCUGGCUCUACACUUUCCGGGAGAAGUUCCCCGGCAAGCUCUGCUCGUACUUUAGCCCUGGCCAGAGCCAUGCCAAUGGCAAGAAUGUGCAGCCACUCCGCAUAAACACCGUCCGCAUCUAGGGGGGCGCGCCUAGUGCUGUGACCCUCUUGGCACACCAGCUGGACCCAGACAAGCAGCCCCUUCCCAGCUCUCAGGGCCAGUUGGAUUGCAAGGCUCUCAAAGUUGCGUGCCCCGGGCUCUGCUCCUAGUGUUAUUGGCUGCGAGGAGUCUGGGACCUGCUGGGAUAGAUGGGGAGGAUGCUGGGUUCGUGCCUCCCUCCGUCCGUGAGCUGCCACUGACUGAACAAUCAUGGCUGAGCGCAGACAGCCCGUGGACUACCCUCGGGGCUCUCUGAUGGGAGGGGUCUCAUGCUGAUGGUGCCUCUGGCUGGCAUGGAGCUGUGCUCAGCCGAGCUGUGUGUUUGAGCUCCCUGCUGGCUCUGGGGAUGGGGCAUGAGCCAUCCCCCGUGGGCAGGCUCCUGGCAGCCUCCACCGUGACUCAGCAUUGCCUUAGCAUGCGGCCCCAGAGCGGGCCAGUGCAAGGCACUCUGCAGAGGAUGAGGCAGCCCCUGGCCCAUCUGAGGAAUGUGGGGAGGGGGAAGCAGAACAUGUGCCAGCUGUGUUGUCAGCUCAGCACCUGGGCUGGGCAUUGCCUUUCAGUGCAAGGGAGAUGCUCAGCGGACACUGGCAUCCAUGCAUCCCCAAGAGAUAAGGGCUCCAAUUCCCAGGAGCUGCAUCAGAGGCCUUGCAGCUCCCUGGGAUCCAGCUAGUGCCGAUCAUCCCUGCCCAGCCCCAUGGGGCUAGAGCACUCCUUGCUGGGGCCUGACAGCCCCACCCUGGCCUCCCAGCAGCGGGAGGGAAGCGGCUGGCUUCCCCCUUUGCUGCUCGCUGCGGCAGUGGUGCCAGUCUCUCAGUGAGUGCCAGCCGUGCGUUUCCCCUCUGAUGCACAGGUCUUCCCAGAUGGGAGGGUGCGUCUGGGCUUCUUGGCCCAAACAAAGCCCUCUGAGAAGAGUGUGCUUAGGACGUGGGCCCAUCCCAGCCCUGCAAGCUGGUACCCAGGAGCGGCCUCCAUAAGUGGCCACUCGGGACCGUGCGAUGCCCGGACUUGCCACAUACAGGAAGUCAAAGGGGGCACUUCUGAGCUUGCCAUGGCCGGAGGCCUGAGCCAGCCUGUGACCCUGGGACACUGCCAGUGCAUUUCUGCAUGUGGUCUGUGUGGUUAAGGCCUGUUGGUAAACCUGCAGCUUCCUGUGUCCUGCCUUUACCCUGUCCCUGUUCUGCUGCGGGGACAGGACUUGCUGCACUGGUCACACGACUGCCCGCUGCUUUGUGCACGCACGCCCUGGCAUCCAGCUCCCAGCUCAAGCAUCACAGGAGAGCUGCUCAGAUCCCGCACUAGUGUGAACACAGCCAGGAGCAGGGUCUAUGCAUGCACGUGGGCUGGUCCAUGGUGCUGACCCAGCUCCCCCCUUGCAGGGGGCCAGCAUCUCUGGCCAACUGCUGAGCCCAGGCAAGCUGCUGAGCCCAUCUGCUACACCCGUUGGGUGGCAAGGUUGAUGAUAGCCUAGCCUGCUCCUUCAUGGACUAAUGGUGGGAGGCCCGUGCCCUGUUUGCAGCUGGCAUGGGUCCUGGGCAGGGCUGGGCCCCCGUUUCGGUGAUCUGUGUGCAGCUCAGGAUGCCCUGGGCCUUCCCACGGAGUCUCCUUUCCAGGAGCCCCCACAGCCCCAUGGCUGCCUACGUGCAUGGCGUGGAGCGGGAGGGAGCAGGCAUGAGUGGCAGGAUGGGGGGCACAGCUCAUCUGGGGCCAGGGAGAUUGUGCGGGGCCAGGGUGGGGGCACUGCCAUAUGAUGCCCGCACCCAUGACUGUAAGCAGGCAAUAAACGCUGCACAACGACCCUGGCUUGUGCUCGUGUGUGCGGCAGCCCCAGGGAGACCGCAACCCCUGCCUGGGUGCCGUGGCUGCACAGUGCUCCUGGCCCCCUGGAGCUGCUGCAGGGUCCCCAGGACCAGGCGUGGAGACUUAUGCAUGUUCUCACAGGGCCAGACUGGCAGGGCGGGUCCUGGCAUGUGGCUGCCUGGAGCCUCGUGUGGGGCAGGUGAGCAGUGGCCGCACAGGCCAUGGCCAGGCCUCUGGUGGCUCCGGCCGCUCACGGCUCAGGCUCGGGCUCAGAUGGCCCGGCUGCCUGCUCAGAGGGCAGUGAUUGGUGGCCCGGGCACAGGGUGAGCAGGGCAGGCAGGGGCAGGGGCAGGAGC
Alligator sinensis (Chinese alligator) is the source of this 3219-nucleotide messenger RNA. It is a transcript of the gene TRIM62, whose product is annotated as tripartite motif containing 62. Gene Ontology annotation, molecular function: protein binding. Bases 1 to 1047 code for a protein of 348 amino acids. The transcript has 5 exons. The record is from RefSeq and is a predicted model, not a curated record. Gene Ontology annotation, biological process: innate immune response; positive regulation of canonical NF-kappaB signal transduction. Lineage: Eukaryota; Metazoa; Chordata; Crocodylia; Alligatoridae.